Molecule: messenger RNA, 765 nt
Organism: Neurospora tetraspora
Lineage: Eukaryota; Fungi; Ascomycota; Sordariomycetes; Sordariales; Sordariaceae
Exons: 7
Coding region: 1-765 (254 amino acids)
Source: RefSeq, a predicted model, not a curated record
AUGGCCGCAUCCGUGGACGGUCGAACCUUUCCUUCGGGUGCCGGAACGGACUCCCUUGUGCUUCUCCACGCUGCCGUAGAACCCGCGGAUGCCCCCAUUAGCUUCCAUCCCCCUGACAGGUAUACCUAUCUCGUCCUUCGGUCACGCAGUCGGACGCCGUGCAACUGUCGAGACGCGGUUGUGGAAAAAGCACCGCUAAUCCUCAUAGGCGCAAUGGUCAUCAAGGCUAUUCCAAAGUACCGCCGAAGUGCAUCGCUCGUGGGGGCUUUAGCAACCAUCUGGACUCAAGAGAAGUCGCACGAACUGCUUGAAGUCCGAGGGCAGCAAGACUGGCCGGCAAUGGCGGCACAAAUCCUCAUCCGAGCCAACUCCAAGAAAGCCAACAGCAAGGUGAGGACCAUAAACUCGCUAAUCUUUCCUGCCGCCUCUCGCGGUCCAUCUCGAUACACACCACACCCCGGUUUCCAUACGACAUACCAUUCUCUAUAUACCAGCGCAACCAAAAGACAUCAGACUGGACCCGAUGAUGUCGAUUUAGGGUUCGUAUUCAAACCCUAUGACUUACUAGCUUUACCCGCUGGUACACGAGAUGUCUUGUAUCGCGAAAAUCCCGCGUGUGAGGGAAGAUAUGUGCAAACCCAUGACAAGCUGCACCUUUCCGCCAGCAAGCACUCCUUGAUAACGAAUUAUCAAGCCAGGGCGCUUGUGAUAUUCUUGCCGUCGCGGAUACGAAUUCCGGCUUACAGUCACGGAUGGGCUGGAUAA